Messenger RNA from Rhineura floridana, 2884 nucleotides. It is a transcript of the gene BRD9, whose product is annotated as bromodomain containing 9. Bases 130 to 2049 code for a protein of 639 amino acids. The record is from RefSeq and is a predicted model, not a curated record. NCBI's taxonomy places the organism in Eukaryota, Metazoa, Chordata, Lepidosauria, Squamata, Rhineuridae. The transcript is spliced from 17 exons. Gene Ontology annotation, cellular component: nucleus. Gene Ontology annotation, biological process: regulation of transcription by RNA polymerase II.
ACUUCCGGCCAUGCCCUUGUUCCGUGAAGGCGGGGCGUGCGGAAGAAGCGGCUUCCCGGUGGGGCGGGGGAAGCGGAGGGCGCCAGCGUUGCGACUCCUGCUGCUGUUGCCGCUGCUAUCAUUAGGAUUAUGGGGAAGAAGCACAAGAAGCACAAGGCGGAGAAGGCGGAAUGGAGGUCUGCGCCCGCUGCGACCGUCGCCGCUGCUGGACCCGGCUCUGCCGCCUAUGAUGAUUAUGUGGAUAAACCCUUGGAGAAGCCAUUGAAGUUGGUGUUGAAAGUUGGUGGAAGUGAAGUGACAGAACUCUCAGGAUCAGGACAUGAUUCCAGUUAUUAUGAUGACAGAUCAGACCAUGAGAGAGAGCGACAUAAGGAAAAGAAGAAGAAAAAGAAAAAGAAAUCUGAUAAAGAGAAAGAAAAGCAUCUUGAUGACGAGGAGAGGCGGAAGAGAAAGGAAGAGAAGAAAAGAAAAAGGGAGAAGGAGCAGUGUGAUACUGAGGGUGAAGCAGAUGACUUUGAUCCUGGAAAGAAAGUAGAGGUUGAGCCACCCUCUGAUCGUCCAGUCCGAGCCUGUAGAACGCAACCUGCAGAAAACGAAAGCACACCUAUCCAACAAUUAUUGGAACAUUUUCUUCGCCAGUUACAGAGGAAAGAUCCUCAUGGGUUUUUUGCUUUUCCAGUUACGGAUGCUAUUGCUCCUGGAUACUCCAUGAUAAUAAAGCAUCCUAUGGAUUUUGGCACUAUGAAAGAAAAAAUUGCAGCAAAUGAGUACAAAUCUGUGACAGAAUUCAAGGCAGAUUUUAAACUGAUGUGUGAUAAUGCGAUGACAUACAACAGACCAGACACUGUGUACUACAAACUGGCCAAGAAGAUCCUUCAUACAGGCUUUAAGAUGAUGAGCAAACAGGCAGCUCUUUUGGGCGAUGAAGACCCACCUGUUGAGGAACCUGUGCCCGAAGUUGUUCCUGUGCACGUAGAGACUACCAAGAAAUCCAAAAAGCCAAGUAAAGAAGUUAUCAGUUGUAUAUUUGAACCAGAAGGAAACGCAUGCAGUCUGACGGAUAGCACAGCAGAAGAACAUGUUCUGGCUUUGGUGGAACAUGCAGCAGAUGAAGCUCGGGACCGGAUCAAUCAGUGUCUCCCAAACAGCAAGAUAGGCUACCUGAAAAAAAAUGGUGAUGGGUCUUUGGUCUUUAGUGUACUCAAUCCAUCCGAUCCAGAAGCAGAUGAGGAGGAAACCCAUCCAGUGGAUUUGAGUUCUCUAUCAAGCAAAUUAUUACCUGGUUUCACAGCACUGGGCUUCAAAGAUGAAAGAAGGCACAAAGUCACAUUCCUUUCAAGUUCUAAUACAGCACUUUCGAUGCAGAACCAUUCUGUCUUUCAUGAUCUAAAAGCAGAUGAAAUGGAACUGUUGUAUUCAGCAUAUGGAGAUGAAACUGGGAUUCAGUGUGCCUUAAGCUUACAGGAAUUUGUGAAAGAUUCUGGAAUUUACAGUAAAAAAAUUGUGGAUGACCUGCUGGAUCAAAUCACUGGCGGAGAUCAUUCCAAAAUUAUUUAUCAGCUAAAGCAGAGGAGAAACAUUCCAGUGAAACCACCAGAUGAAGUCAAAGUUCCGCCAGUCCUUGUAAAAGAAGAACACAAAUUGCGCAGUGCUUGCCCAGAUGCCUCCAAGCAGAGUAUGGUUGGAGAAGCCAUGGGAGACAAUACCAGUUCUGUUUUGGAUUUUUUGUCUAUGAAGCCGUAUUCAGAUGUAUCACUUGAUAUAUCCAUGUUGAGUUCAUUGGGUAAAGUAAAGAAGGAGCUUGAUCAUGAUGACAAUCAUUUACACUUGGAUGAAACAACCAAAUUACUACAGGACCUUCAUGAGGCUCAGACUGACAGAGUAGGAUCCAGGCCUUCCUCCAACCUCAGCUCCCUCUCUAAUGCUUCUGAAAGAGAUCAGCAUCACCUAGGAAGCCCUUCUCACCUAAGUGUAGGAGAACAACAAGAUAUGGUCCAUGACCCCUAUGAAUUUCUUCAAUCUCCAGAACCUACAAAUACCAAUAAUUAAUAUUACUUAUAUAGUAUUUAAUUUGUGUUUUUUAUACUGUGUUUUAUGGAGUUUUGUCAAAUAGAGUGCAUUUUCAUUUGUUCUUUUACUCUUUUGUAUGAGGAUUGCUGAAUAAUAAUGCUUGUGCAUAUAUUUGUGAAUGUUACUUGGGUAUAUCAUGGUAUUUUCACCAUCUCAUGCAGUAUUUUAGAGAUAUGGACAAUAGAUCUGAAGAAGCAAUCUCAAAUUACGUAUUUAAGAAACCUUAUUUAUUUUAUAAAAAUGCUAACCAGCUGUUUAUCAUGCUGCCAAUCAUUAAAAUGUUUUAUACUUAAGUGUGCAACUAUGACCAUAUAGAAGCUCCUCUAGGAGGAGUAUUUUUUUCAGUGGUAAUACAGGGUGAUAUCCAAUGUUAGUAACAGCGGAGCCAUUGAAAUAAAUAGAUAUGAUUUCAGUGCAUCUACUCUGAAUAUGACUAACAUUAAAUAUCACUCAAACGUUUCAGAACUAUGGUUGUCGUCAUAUUCACUCCUCUUCCCCUAGUUGCUCAAAAAAUGGCCAGAUUAAAAGAAAAUCUUAUGAACAGUCGAAAUCCUCUUAAUUUUGAAUGCCCAAAAAAGGCAUGGUAAUAUUGUGGGACUUCAGUUCAAGAAAUUCAGCCCUUGACAAACUACCCAGAAAUUUAUGUAUACGAGUGAAAUUGAAGUUGUACAGAAACUGUAAAAGUUUGUGUCAUUUUUAAAUGAAGUAUUUGAAAUUUAACAUUGAAUGACUUUUUAAAAACAAUUUAUAUUAUGGAUAACUAGAAUAAUUUUGUUGUUCAUUAACAAUAUUGUAAAUACUAAUAAAACUGAAA